Molecule: messenger RNA, 2828 nt
Organism: Schistocerca piceifrons (Central American locust)
Lineage: Eukaryota; Metazoa; Arthropoda; Insecta; Orthoptera; Acrididae
Product: glycogen phosphorylase
Exons: 15
Coding region: 54-2627 (857 amino acids)
Biological process (GO): glycogen catabolic process
Cellular component (GO): cytoplasm
Molecular function (GO): pyridoxal phosphate binding; glycogen phosphorylase activity
Source: RefSeq, a predicted model, not a curated record
GACUAUCCCAUUCGCGGUCUGUGUUGGUUAGGGCUCGGAAGCAAAGUGUAAGGAUGGCAUUACCUCAGUCUGAUAUCGAGAAGAGGAAGCAGAUUAGCGUGAGAGGAAUAGCACAAGUGGAAACUGUAUCUACACUAAAGAAAUCGUUUAAUCGGCAUCUGCAUUACACUCUUGCCAAAGACCGAAAUGUUUCGACACCGAGGGACUACUAUUUUGCUUUAGCCCAUUGUGUUAGAGACAAUUUAGUCUCAAGAUGGAUCAGGACACAGCAGUAUUAUUACGAAAAAGACCCAAAGAGGAUAUACUACCUCUCACUGGAAUAUUAUAUGGGCCGUUCCCUUCAGAACACGAUGAUUAACCUUGGCAUCCAGAAUGCAUGUGAUGAGGCAAUGUAUCAGCUGGGGUUAGAUAUAGAAGAGUUAGAGGAACUUGAGGAAGAUGCUGGUUUGGGUAAUGGAGGCCUGGGGCGCCUUGCCGCAUGUUUCUUGGACUCGAUGGCAACACUUGGGCUUGCUGCUUAUGGAUAUGGAAUUCGAUAUGAGUAUGGUAUAUUUGCUCAAAAAAUCAAGAAUGGAGAACAGGUUGAAGAGCCAGAUGACUGGUUAAGAUUUGGAAAUCCAUGGGAGAAGGCACGGCCGGAAUACAUGCUACCAGUGAACUUCUAUGGGAGAGUGGAAGAUACUCCCCAGGGCAAGAAAUGGGUUGAUACACAGAUUGUGUUUGCAAUGCCAUAUGACAGUCCAAUUCCAGGAUAUGGUAACAAUGUGGUCAAUACUUUGAGACUGUGGUCAGCAAAGUCACCUGUUGAAUUUAACCUCAAAUUUUUCAAUGAUGGUGAUUAUAUUCAGGCUGUAUUGGACAGAAACCUUGCAGAAAAUAUUUCACGUGUAUUGUACCCCAAUGAUAAUUUCUUUGAGGGUAAAGAACUAAGACUGAAACAAGAGUAUUUCAUGUGUGCUGCAACCCUUCAGGACAUAAUACGUCGCUUCAAGGCCUCUAAAUUUGGCAGCCGUGAUGCUGUGAGAACCUCAUUUGAUCAAUUUCCAGAGAAGGUUGCAAUACAACUAAAUGACACUCACCCAUCAAUGGCUAUUCCAGAGUUGCAACGAAUUCUUGUGGAUGUUGAAGGUUUACCUUGGGAGAAGGCUUGGGAUAUUGUGGUACGUACCUGUGCAUACACAAACCACACUGUGCUACCUGAAGCUCUGGAGAGGUGGCCUGUGCAUAUGAUUGAAAGAAUUUUGCCACGGCACAUGCAGAUCAUCUACCACAUCAAUCAUAUCCAUCUUGAGGAGGUUGGCAAGAAGUACCCUGGAGACCUAGACAAACUACGACGUAUGUCUCUGAUUGAAGAACAUGGUGAAAAGAGGGUCAACAUGGCACAUCUUUGCAUUGUUGGUUCACAUGCUGUAAAUGGAGUUGCAGCUAUUCAUUCAGACAUUCUGAAGAAAGAUGUGUUCCAUGACUUUUAUGAGAUGACACCUCAUAAGUUUCAGAACAAGACAAAUGGAAUAACCCCUAGAAGAUGGUUGCUGCUCUGCAACCCCGGACUGGCUGAUCUCAUUGCGGAGAAAAUUGGUGAAGACUGGAUUGUGCAUUUGGAGCAGCUGCAGAAACUAAAGGCAUUUUCAAAGGAUGCAACAUUCCAGCGAGCUGUCAUGAAGGUCAAACAGGAGAACAAGCUGAAACUGGCCCAACUGCUAGAAAAAGAGUAUAAUGUGAAAGUAAAUCCUGCUUCAAUGUUUGACAUUCAGGUGAAGAGAAUCCAUGAAUACAAGCGUCAGUUGCUGAAUUGCCUUCAUAUAAUAACAAUGUACAAUAGAAUUAAAAGGAACCCUAAUGUCAAGAUCUCACCUCGUACUAUUAUGAUUGGUGGCAAGGCUGCUCCAGGUUAUUAUAUGGCAAAGAAGAUUAUCAAACUAAUAUGCAGUGUUGGUAAUAUUGUGAACAAUGAUCCUGUUAUUGGUGACAAACUAAAAGUGAUCUUCCUGGAGAAUUAUAGGGUGACUCUGGCAGAAAGAAUAAUGCCAGCAGCAGAUCUGAGUGAACAAAUCUCCACAGCAGGCACUGAAGCUUCAGGAACCGGGAACAUGAAGUUCAUGUUGAAUGGUGCUCUCACAAUUGGCACAUUAGAUGGUGCAAAUGUAGAAAUGGCAGAAGAGAUGGGCCGUGAUAAUAUUUUCAUCUUUGGCAUGACUGUUGAUGAAGUAGAAGAACUGAAGAAGCGUGGCUACAAUGCUUACGAUUACUAUAAUAGUAACCCUGAAAUUAGGCAGUGUAUUGAUCAGAUACAGAACGGUUUCUUCAGCCCAGGCAACCCUGAUGAGUUCAGAGAUGUUGCUGACAUGCUAAUGAAGUAUGACAGGUUCUAUUUGUUAGCUGACUAUGAAGCAUAUAUUAAGUGCCAAGAAAAAGUUGGUGAAGUGUACCAGAACCAGAGCAAGUGGACAGAAAUGGCAAUAAAUAAUAUUGCUUCAUCUGGGAAGUUCUCAAGUGACCGCACAAUAGCAGAAUAUGCCAGAGAAAUUUGGGGUGUGGAACCCAGUUGGGAAAAACUUCCAGCACCGCAUGAACCACGUGAAGAGGAUGCUGCCAAAGAAGCACCCUCCAAACAAGCUAAGAAGUAGAAUGGCUGCCUCCGGAAAGACCGUUUCUGUGUGGCACACUCUGCUGCUGUGUGCAAGAAAUGUUUAGUGCGCUUACUGUAAAGAAAAGAACAUUUCUUUGCUGGGCAGGUCUGCCACUGAAAGACUCUUGUGUGUAUAAGAGUGCUGACAUCAUGUAAAUACAUUGUGCUAUUUUCAGAAAUAAAAGUAAACUAAAUUUAA